AUGUCACUGGUGAAUUCAGAUUUAGACAUGGAUAAUCCUCGUAAGAUGGUCAAAUUAUGGGCGGAAAAAGAAAUGAGAAAUUUGAAAAGAUUAUGGCAAUUAGGAAUACCUUAUAAAAAUGAAUGGGCGUAUCCCAGAUUAAAGGAUGCAAUUAUUAGUUCUUAUAAAUACCCAGAAUUAUAUUAUCAGCUUGUCAAGAAUAUGCGAACAAUGUAUCAUAAAUGUCGUCUUCAUGACCAUCCUCAUGCACUUGAAUUUUUGAGAAAGGAUUGUACAAAUGUUAUAGAAUAUUUUAAGAAAAAAGGAGUGAGAGUGAUAAGUAUCAAGGAAUUAUUUGAUUUUAUUACCGAUAUUAACAUUAGUAUGGAAGAAGAAGAAUUAGAGAAGCAACAAGAACAACUACAAAGAGAUAUUGUUGAUGAGGAAGUUUUUAAGCGAUCUUUUAUUCCAAGAAAGUUAGAUGAUGUUAUAGAUGUUGAAAGAAAUGUAAUGAAAGCAGCUCAAGAUGGAGGCGAAAAUGUCAGCGAUACAUUUUACUCAUUGGACUAUAUCAGGAUAGAAAGUGAAAAUCAAACUACCAUAGUUUCAAAAGAGAUUACGCGAGAAAUGAAUGAUCAGAAAGAAUCAGAGAAUGAAGAUCAGGAUGAUUUAGAGGAUAGUGAAUCUAGUGACGACAGUGAGCAAUAUUCAAAUGAUGAAGAUGAUAAAGAAUUGAUACUUAAGAAGCAACCUAGGGGAAAAAGAAAAUGA
Molecule: messenger RNA, 750 nt
Organism: Scutellospora calospora
Lineage: Eukaryota; Fungi; Glomeromycota; Glomeromycetes; Diversisporales; Gigasporaceae
Source: the annotation of a GenBank genome assembly